Venturia canescens is the source of this 2142-nucleotide messenger RNA. RefSeq names its product Negative elongation factor A (gene Nelf-A). Gene Ontology annotation, biological process: negative regulation of transcription elongation by RNA polymerase II. The transcript has 6 exons. Lineage: Eukaryota; Metazoa; Arthropoda; Insecta; Hymenoptera; Ichneumonidae. Bases 31 to 1656 code for a protein of 541 amino acids. The record is from RefSeq and is a predicted model, not a curated record. Gene Ontology annotation, cellular component: NELF complex.
CGGCGAUUGUUGGAAUCACACGACUCCAAUAUGGCGAAUGUGAGGGACAGUGAUACGUCGUUGUGGCUUCAUAACAAGUUAGGAACGUCGAACGACAGCUGGACAGGGAGUUCAAUUUGUUCUCAACUUAAUGCUGAAGUAUUACGGAACAUCAAGGAUUGUUUUCCUGAUCUUCAGACUCAAGUUAAGCUUAAAUUAUUACUAUCGUUCUUUCACAUACCUAGACGGAAUGUCGAAGAGUGGCGUGCCGAAUUGGAGGAGAUUAUCGAGGUGGCGUCUCUGGACAGCGAACUGUGGGUUUCCAUGUUAUCCGAAGCGAUGAAAACGUUUCCAUCUACGGGUUCCCUGAACACAGAUAUUACUGAUUUGGAUGAACAUAGACCAAUAUUUGGAGACUUGGUGAAUGAUUUGAGGAAACUCCUGAAGAAGCAAAAUGAUCCAGCCAUGCUGCCUCUAGAAUGCCACUAUCUGAACAAAACGGCUCUCACCUCUGUUGUUGGACAACAACCUGCGCCAACGAAACAUUUUACUCUCAAAAGGAAACCGAAAAGUGCCGCUCUCAGAGCUGAAUUGCUGCAAAAAAGCAUUGAUGCUGCGAGCAAUUUGAAAAAAAAUACAACUCCCACUGUUCCGGUCAGAAGCAGAGGGAUGCCAAGAAAAAUGACUGACACAACGCCUUUGAAAGGGAUUCCGAGCAGAGUACCGACGAGCGGAUUUCGAUCACCGGCGCUCACGCCUUCCUCGUUGGCAACGAGGACUCCUAUUAGUAGUAGAAUAAGGAAAGAUGGAGGAAUAAAGCUUUUGGACAUAAAUGAACAACCUCUCGGUUAUGCGCAAGCUAAAAAACGAAAACGUAUGAUGGAAUUAGAGGAGCAACAGAAGAAGGUUGCGGAAGCUCAAGCUGCAGCAGCUGCAGCUGCUACUGCUACACCGGCCGCAGCAGAAGUUCCUACAACGCCAGAAUACGCCCAAGGUCUUGCGCCAAUAAAUCCUCCAGUGACGACCACGACAACCGGUACAACGGCAGCGACUUAUGCACCUGCGAGUACAACCACGCCGGUUCCUUCUGUCGUUACUCCGCAGACUCCUACAACACCAACUACACCAACGACACCGAGUACGACUUUGCCUUUGGCAACGCCUGCUGCUACAACUCCUGUCGAAAGUACUCCAGUUGGCGUUCAAACUGUACGCCCGUCUCAAACAGUUACACAAAUUCGCAUACAACCGACAGCUCAACCACCGAAUGCGGCUGCGAAUACACGGAAAGGACUUUCUCUUACGCGAGAACAAAUGCUCGAAGCGCAAGAGAUGUUCCGAACAGCGAACAAAGUCACGAGGCCAGAGAAAGCCCUCAUUCUUGGAUUUAUGGCUGGCUCAAGAGACAACCCAUGUCCGAAGUUGGGCAAUAUCGUAACUGUGAUGUUAUCCGAAAAUAUCGAGGACGUAGUCCAACCUGAUGGUACAACAGUUUCAAUGUUGGUCGAGACGCAUUUCCAGAUGAAUUACACAAACGGUGAAUGGAAGAGGAUAAAGAAGAAUCGACGAAUUGUUACCGAAGAAACGGCUACUACGACUUCGAAUACAAGCACUUCGACAACGACUCCGACGGGAGGCACUCCAGCUGUGAAUGCAACUGCUACGGCUUCCAAUUAAGUGAGACGGGUUUUCACGUCCUCAGUUAUAUCCUUCCCUCUCUCUUACGCGUUUGGCUCGUGAAUGAUUUGAAAAAAGGUGACAUUUUCCUCUUGAAAAUUUUAUCGAACAACGGAUUUUUGACAUGACAGAGCAUUUUUGCUUUUCAACGACCCCUGAAUUGACUGGUUGAAAACAAUGAACAUUCGCAACACAAAAUGAAUUUGCGGAUGCUAUAAAAAUGUUGGGUUCAAGUGCCGAUGAUGCGAGAAGAAAAAACAAUAAUAAUGAUAAAGAGUUGCAAAAUUCCAUUGAAUUUGGAGAUUGUUCAGUUUUCUACAAGACUGCAAAGAAAUUUGCUUCGGUUGAAACAAAAUUUUGCAACAGAUCUCGAAGGCUUAUGGCAAAGAAAUGAACAGAUAUACAGAUAUAGAAAAUACGAAAAGAUAUGAACAUGAGACUCUUAUAACAUUGUUAUUUGAAUAAAGUAUAAUUAUAUUGAUUAAA